UUACAAUGAGUGAAUGGAAAAAAAUAUAGUUGAGUUUGUCAAGGCAUUAAUUUUGAAUUAAGGAGGGAGCUAAACUAACGCCAUAGGCUAUAUCUUGAUCGUGACCAUGGAUUGCAUUAAUAAAUUAUUUAACUAGUCAACAGUGCAGGGGUCCACUGGAAAUUCAACAAAAAACAGUAUAUAUUCCAGAUAGUUUGUGAUCGAUCGUCAGUUAUCAUCUAAGUUUAUUGGGUGUUCAUAUCAUUAUGAAAAAUAUUAUAUUUUUACUUAAAAUAUUUGCAUUAGUCGUUACGACUUAUUCAGCAGUUCCUUCAUAUAUAAAAAUAUGUGGACGAAAAAAUCCAGAUCUCGAUGGAUGUGUUAGAAAAAGUAUUGAAGUAUUACGUCCUAAAUUUAAAGUUGGUAUUCCCGAGCUUGAUGUACCAUCAGCUGAUCCAUUUUUUUUAGAAGAAGGAUUACCACUUGCAAAUUCACGAGAUCUUCAAGCUUCAGCACGUAACGUGUAUCUUCAUAAUUUUUCAAACUUUGAACUUCAUGGUCUUCAUAUUGAUUUGGAAAAAAAAAAAAUAGACUUUGAUGUUUUCUUUAGAAAAAUUAAACUAGAUGGUGAUUUUGAUGUUAGAGCUAAAAUUGUUGUUGAACUUAAAGGAACAGGACCAAUUGAAAUUCAUGCAGAAAAUGUAAGUGGCAAGGGAUAUCUUGUAUAUCAAUUGGUAGAUACAAAACGAGGAAAACGUUUAUAUUUUUCAUCAAUGACACUAAAAUUAGCUAUUGAAGAUUUUGAAUCAAAAUAUGUAUCAAAUAAUGGACCAAAUGCUGCAUUUAAUGAAGCAAUAAACACAGUUUUGAAUACAAAUCGUCCGGAAAUUAUUGAAGGAAUAUUGCCUGGUAUUGAAAAAGCUGUAUCGACAAAAUUACUUGAAUUAGCUAAUCAAGUUUGUAAAAAGUUUACUUAUGAUGAACUGUUUCCGGAUCGAGAAUAAUUUUAAUAUAUAUUUUUUUUUUUAAUUUUAUAUAAUAAAAACGGUUAUACCGUGUGCCAUACAAAUGCAAAAGUAUUUGUCUGAAUUUUUUCAAUAUUAAUUUAUAAAAUUUUACAAAAAAAAAUUUAUUAAAAUAAAGUUUCAGUUUUUACAAUA
Molecule: messenger RNA, 1139 nt
Organism: Aphidius gifuensis
Lineage: Eukaryota; Metazoa; Arthropoda; Insecta; Hymenoptera; Braconidae
Exons: 3
Coding region: 246-983 (245 amino acids)
Source: RefSeq, a predicted model, not a curated record